ACAAUCUCAUCUCUUUUAAUAAUAAUAAUAAUAGUAGUAAUAUGUUAAAUAUUUUUAUGAUUUUUGAGUUUUAACAGUAUUUUGUUUGUGUGUUUUACAGUUGAAAGUCAUCUUGAGGAUUUGCAGGUGCAAUGGCUGAACGUGUUCUGACUCGUGUUCACAGCCUUCGUGAACGUCUUGAUGCUACUUUGGCUGCUCAUCGCAAUGAAAUUUUGCUCUUUCUUUCAAGGAUCGAAAGCCACGGAAAAGGGAUCUUGAAACCUCACCAGCUGCUGGCUGAGUUUGAAUCAAUUCACAAAGAAGACAAAGACAAACUGAAUGAUCAUGCCUUUGAAGAAGUCCUGAAGUCCACUCAGGAAGCAAUUGUUUUACCCCCAUGGGUUGCACUUGCUAUUCGUUUGAGACCCGGUGUGUGGGAAUAUGUCCGUGUGAAUGUUAAUGCUCUUAUUGUUGAGGAGCUGACUGUGCCUGAGUUUUUGCAAUUCAAGGAAGAACUUGUUAAUGGAACUUCCAACGAUAACUUUGUUCUUGAAUUGGAUUUUGAGCCCUUCACUGCAUCAUUUCCCAAACCAACCCUCACCAAAUCAAUUGGAAAUGGAGUUGAAUUCCUCAACAGGCACCUCUCUGCUAAAAUGUUCCAUGACAAGGAAAGCAUGACCCCUCUUCUCGAGUUUCUUCGAGUUCACCACUACAAGGGAAAGACAAUGAUGCUAAAUGAUAGAAUUCAGAAUUUGUAUACUCUCCAAAAAGUCCUGAGGAAGGCUGAGGAAUACCUCACCACCCUUUCCCCAGAAACGUCAUACUCGGCAUUUGAGCACAAGUUCCAAGAAAUUGGCUUGGAGAGGGGUUGGGGUGACACCGCAGAGCGAGUUCUAGAGAUGAUCUGCAUGCUCCUGGAUCUCCUCGAGGCUCCUGACUCAUGUACUCUUGAGAAGUUCCUUAGUAGAAUUCCUAUGGUUUUCAAUGUAGUUAUACUUUCACCUCAUGGAUAUUUCGCCCAGGAAAAUGUCUUGGGUUACCCCGACACUGGUGGCCAGGUUGUCUAUAUUUUGGAUCAAGUUCCUGCCUUGGAGCGUGAGAUGCUCAAGCGCAUAAAGGAGCAAGGACUUGAUAUCAAACCACGUAUUCUUAUUGUUACUCGGCUGCUCCCUGAUGCAGUUGGUACCACUUGUGGUCAGCGACUCGAGAAGGUAUUUGGAACUGAGCAUUCACAUAUUCUUAGGGUCCCCUUUAGGACUGAGAAGGGCAUUGUUCGCAAAUGGAUCUCUCGUUUUGAAGUCUGGCCAUACAUGGAGACUUUCAUUGAGGAUGUGGGGAAAGAGAUAACCGCAGAACUGCAAGCUAAGCCUGAUCUUAUUAUCGGAAACUAUAGUGAGGGAAACCUUGCAGCCUCCUUGUUGGCUCACAAGUUAGGCGUAACACAGUGCACCAUUGCUCAUGCAUUGGAGAAAACCAAAUAUCCUGAUUCUGACAUUUACUUGAACAAAUUUGACGAGAAAUACCACUUCUCAGCUCAGUUUACUGCUGAUCUUAUAGCAAUGAAUCACACUGAUUUCAUCAUCACCAGCACCUUCCAGGAGAUAGCAGGAAGCAAGGACACCGUUGGACAGUAUGAGAGCCACAUGGCCUUCACAAUGCCUGGAUUGUAUAGAGUUGUUCAUGGCAUUGAUGUGUUCGAUCCCAAAUUCAACAUUGUGUCACCAGGAGCUGAUGUGAAUCUCUAUUUCCCAUACUCCGAAAAGGAAAAGAGAUUGACAACUUUUCACCCUGAAAUCGAAAACUUGCUGUUUAGCGAUGUCGAGAAUGAAGAACACCUGUGUGUGUUGAAGGACAGGAAUAAGCCCAUCAUAUUCACCAUGGCAAGAUUGGACCGAGUGAAGAACUUAACUGGACUCGUCGAGUGGUAUGCUAAGAAUCCACGACUAAGGGAGUUGGUUAACCUUGUUGUGGUUGGUGGAGACCGAAGAAAGGAAUCCAAAGACUUGGAAGAGCAGGCAGAGAUGAAGAAGAUGUAUGAACUUAUAAAGACUCACAAUUUGAAUGGCCAGUUCCGAUGGAUUUCUUCCCAGAUGAACCGUGUGAGGAAUGGGGAACUCUACAGGUACAUUGCUGACACCAGGGGAGCUUUCGUGCAGCCUGCAUUCUACGAGGCUUUCGGUCUGACUGUUGUUGAGGCCAUGAGCUGCGGUUUGCCUACAUUUGCAACAAAUCAAGGUGGUCCAGCUGAGAUCAUCGUUCACGGAAAGUCUGGUUUCCAAAUUGAUCCAUACCAUGGCGAGCAGGCUGCUGAUCUUCUCGCUGAUUUCUUUGAGAAAUGUAAGGUAGACCCUUCACAUUGGGAAGCCAUUUCUGAGGGUGGCCUUAAGCGUAUACAAGAGAAGUACACAUGGCAAAUCUAUUCCGAUCGGCUGUUGACACUAGCUGCUGUUUACGGGUUCUGGAAGCACGUUUCCAAGCUCGAUCGUCUUGAAAUUCGUCGUUAUCUUGAGAUGUUUUAUGCUCUCAAAUUCCGCAAGCUGGCUCAACUUGUUCCAUUGGCUGUUGAGUAAAUUGACAAAGAAGAGAAGGCCUCUGUCUAAUUGUUAUCCAUAUUGUCCUUUAGAAAAUGUUUGUCCUAGUUUGCUUUUCCCCCACAUUUGAUGAUUGAGAACUGAAUUGUCUUUUUUAUUUGCAUUUUUUCCCUUCUGUAGUCAUGAAGAGGAUUGCAAAUUUGACAUUAUGUAGUGUUACUGUGAAUAAAAUAUCAAAUUUCAAUCUGCUCUAUC
Solanum verrucosum is the source of this 2765-nucleotide messenger RNA. Its product is annotated as sucrose synthase. Gene Ontology annotation, molecular function: sucrose synthase activity. The record is from RefSeq and is a predicted model, not a curated record. Lineage: Eukaryota; Viridiplantae; Streptophyta; Magnoliopsida; Solanales; Solanaceae. Bases 132 to 2549 code for a protein of 805 amino acids. Gene Ontology annotation, biological process: sucrose metabolic process. The transcript is spliced from 13 exons.